Messenger RNA from Ectocarpus sp. CCAP 1310/34, 1923 nucleotides. The record is from the annotation of a GenBank genome assembly. NCBI's taxonomy places the organism in Eukaryota, Phaeophyceae, Ectocarpales, Ectocarpaceae.
AUGAAGCCUGUGUUCGACGCAGACAACAUUUACCGGUACGUGAUCGGCGUGCAGUUCGAAAUCCUCCAGGACGAAGGGUUGAAGAAGCGUCUGGUGCAGUUGGACAAGCUCCUGCGCCUGCUUCCUAGCCGACUGAACCUCAAGUCCAAGGCUAAGGCUAGAAUGAGGGGGAAGAUGGCUUCCAAAAUGAACGGCGAGGCAAACUCGGCAUUGCAAGACAAGGAGUCUAUUGUCAAAGCUGAAGCUGCUGAGGGCGACGUGACUAUGUCAGGCCCAAGGGCUAUGGUCGAGGAUGAGGUUGACAUGGACUGCGCCCGCAUGAACUUCGACAACACGAUAUUUUCGUUCACGAGAAUCAUGUGGCUCAGUAACCCGACCAAGUACCUGUCUGCCCUCGUGGCCGACUGGCCAUGCCGAGCUGUCCUCUCCGAGUUCGUCAAGACGUGUUCCGUGGUGUACGAGGGUCACUUCGAAUUUUUCGUGCAGUCCGAAGUGCUCCGCAACACGCCUCCUGGGGACAAGGAAAAAGUGUCGAAGGCUAUGCACCGGGUCAUGGACCACAACCAGCUGUUUUAUUGCACCAACAACGAGAUCGUCAUUGGCGACAUGCCCAAGACCAACAUGGACCCGAUCCACGCCGAGAUUGAGUUGAAGGCACAGCAGUCCCUGUACUUCUUGGCACACGACAUGUUUCCUCGCUUCCUGAACUCGAGAUUCGGGCUGUCUCUCAUCAAGCAGCUUCGCGCACGUGAAGUUGCUGGGGAGAAGCCGCCAAUCAACACCGUCGCUCUAGACAAGAACUCGAGUUCUUCGCAGUUCUGGCUGGAAAUGUUCAAGACCAUGUCUGAGACGGUAUCCAUCGGGAUGGUGGUGGCCGAUAUGAACGUCCCUGGAUGUCCCCUCGCUUACGUAAACGAGGGAUUCAAAACUCUCACCGGCUACGGCAAGGAGAACAUUGGACGAAACUGCAAGUUCUUGCAGGGGGAAGAAACCGAGGGGUACAUGGUGGAGGAGAUCAUGCACGCUCUGCAGCAACACGAACCCCUGUGCUGCAAGCUUCACAACCACAAGGCUGACGGCCGAAAGUUCCAAAACCUCCUCUGCCUCCACCCUGUAUUCGGCAAAGAAGGAGAGUACCUGUACCAAGACAUCCAACGCAUAAUCCCGGUGGAUUACACCGGCGACGGAAACUUGCCUCCCCGUGUGUUAGACAUGUCGGCUAUUCCAUCGACCGGGUCUGGAACGGGGGGCGGUAUGGUGGGGGGUAUGAUGGGAAUGCCUGGUAUGGGUAUGCCUCCGUCCGCGGCCGGAGGUGCGGCAAAGGCUGCUGACCAAGAGGUUGGAGAUCAGAUCAAAUCUGAAAUCACCGUGGGUGGCAAGAAGAAUAAGACUCACUAUGGGAAGAAAUUCGGGAAGAAGCACAAGUCUGCCAUGCUCGACUUCACCAAGUCACUGUGGAUGCAGGAUGCUGCUGCAUCUCUCAAAAAUGUUCUUAAGAGCGAGGUGGCGCAGAAACAAAUGCUUGCCUUCUUGGGGACCGAGUACGGCGACGCCCAGCUUGAAUUCUUCCUUGAAGCGCAGAAGAUGGCCGACCUCGAAGGACAGGCACAGCAGGAUGCCGCCCUGAAAGUUUACACUCAGUUCGUUGCAGCCCAGGGGUCAGGCAUAGGGGCCCAAGACCGCACCAAAGGAACCCAAGAGCUUUGGGACAAGUGCAACAAAGAAGCUGGUGAUACGGUAGACGGCCCCACUGCUGUCGCGAUUGUGACCGACGAGGCAGAGAAGACCCUCAAUAUGCUCGCCUUCGACGCUUUCCCCCGGUUCCUGAAGUCCAAAUACUGCCAAGCCGUCAUGGACGACCUCAAGAAGAAAUCCGGCGGGGACGUGAGUAGUGCGUGGAAUAUGUAUCUGUUGGCGUCAUGA